Molecule: messenger RNA, 942 nt
Organism: Laetiporus sulphureus 93-53
Lineage: Eukaryota; Fungi; Basidiomycota; Agaricomycetes; Polyporales; Laetiporaceae
Product: kinase-like protein
Exons: 6
Coding region: 1-942 (313 amino acids)
Biological process (GO): protein phosphorylation
Cellular component (GO): plasma membrane; cytoplasm; nucleus
Molecular function (GO): protein serine/threonine kinase activity; ATP binding
Source: RefSeq, a predicted model, not a curated record
AUGUGGGAGUUGGUCACGUGCCUUCCUGUUCUCGACGCGAGCGUCUCCCGACUUGGGAGCCACACAGGGCCGACCAUCUUUCUUCUAUUCAUGGCCUCUCGUUUGCCCUUCCAUUCAUUCGUCGUGUCGCAUCUGGGCCCAACGCAGCUCCCCUCUUCUCUCUGGGCUCACGGAGACAGCCUGCCUCUGAUACCUAGCGGGACGCAGGAGUCGGAUCGCGGCACAAACUCACUAGAGACAAUAUCUCCUGCGUCAUCAAGAGACCGUCCAACUCGUCCACAGCCUCAGCGUGCACAUAGUACAACAUCUGUCAGCGGGAAUAAGAUGAAAGACAGAGUGUUGAAUGCCAAUAUGACAGUAGACGAGCCAGGCAGAGUAGCGUUCCGGAGAACCUAUUCAAGCCAUUCUAUCAAGGUGGAGGUUGGACCGUCCAGUUUCCAGAAGAUAAAAAUGUUGGGCAGGGGCGAUGUAGGGAAGGUGUAUCUUGUGCGGGAAAAGAAGUCCGGAAAGCUCUUCGUGAUGAAGGUCUUGUCAAAAAAGUCCGAGCAGUAUCUCUACUUCUGUAUGGAGUACUGCAUGGGUGGGGAAUUCUCCCACGUGCUACAAUCCAGACCUGGCAAAUGUCUCUCCGAAGAUGCUGCACGAUUAUAUGCGGCAGAGAUAACUGCUGCUCUCGAGUACCUGCACUUGAUGGGGUUCAUCUGUCAAGAUCUCAAGCCAGAAAAUCGGGUGGGAGGAGUAGGGACCUCGACUGUAUCAGUCGUCGAACAUGACUGCGAGGUGCUUGGCGUUCCAGCCGCAAAUGAUAUCAUCACGGCAGGCCACGCUCUUUUUGUUGCUGUCGGCAUUGCAGGCGACGGGUGCACUCAACAGAACUUCGAGCGCAGCUGGGUGGUGACGAAGGCCACCGAGGACCUACAAUGUCGUCGAAAGAAUAUCUAG